AUGAUGACCUGGGCACCAUGCCCACACGGCGUCCGUACUCGUGAAAAAAAACAGGAGUGUCAAACAAAGCUUGUUUUCUGAGUGUUUGCAUCCGGGUUCGUGGGUUCCAUCUUGUUUUUGUUUACUCUUUCUCUCUCUCUCUCUCUUUUCCUCUGACAAGAAACACUCUGCUGUUGUUAUGUUGAUGAAACUUGAUGGGCGUUGUUUCCGUCGUGCCACCAUCUUUUCGGUUGGAACACUUUGAGAUGGGUUAAGCCACACCUGUGCCCCACCAUGCCGGAAAUGUGAAAAUAUCCACCAGCGAUUUGUUCCACGUUCUUUUUGCCACCCAGGCAGGCGCUGCGUUAUGCGAACAAAAGAUCCAAGCGGGUGAUGACAAACUUGGUUGAGAUCGCAGCGGCCAUGUGCAGUCAUUUAGGACAUGGGGAGAGCUUGGAAGAGCACAAGGAGCUUUGCAAAACUGCGUUUGAAGAGAGAAUUGCUUUGUUCAAAAAGAAGCUGGAAAGCCGAUUGGAAGAAUUUGCGAACAAGGUUGCGCACAUCUUCGAUGAUGGAUUGCUUGCAGCCAUCAAGGAAGGGUCGCGUGUGGCCGGGCUUGGUGCGAAUAGCACAGCAGCGGCGUGGCAUGGCUUCCACCCGAAUUCGUAUUGUGCUGCGGCGCGGAAGGGGGGCAUCAACCCCAAUUCCACACGGGGGCCAAUUCAUUGGCCAAAAGAGCUGAGCAAACCCUGCUAUGGCAGCUUUCAGCCAAAAUGGAUGGAACUCUUUGGCAACCACCUGCCGGCUCUACGACGAAUGGCAAGAGAUCAUCCAGGAGGAAACCGCGCGCUUCCACGACCAGAUGGCACAGAAAUUGCCGCAGAUCCACUGCCUUGAGGCAAUCCGUGCCGGGGCUAACAUUUCAGGUUACCUCCAGAAGAUGAGGGAGAUCAAUGACCGCCAUGAAGCGCUGCUCAAGCGGGACUUGUGUGAAGAAGUUACCCACAACGUCGUUGAGAGUAUGAAGAAGCCGUUCGAAGAGUCCAAACAGAUUAAGGGCAAAGGCUCCUUCGCAAAGAUGAAAGAGCACAUUGACCGCUCCGUGCAGACCAUCAAGUGGGAACAUGUCACCGAGGGCUUGAUAAGCGGUUGCCACCAAUUUUUCCUGAACUUUGAGGGAAUGAAAGACGAAAUCCUGCUACGUGUGCCACAGCUGCUACUUGAAGGCUAUGAGCCGCUGUGGCGCGACUUGGACCAGGAGGCGCUGGACACCUGGAAUUCCUUGAAGGCUGCUGUGUUGCCUGUGACAAGAGAAGUCAAAAGCAAGGCCGAACUGCUGAAGCAAAAGGUGGAGCAGCGGGAGCUUUGCUGCGCCGAAGUUGGCCAAGAUGAGGCGCUCUCUGAGGCACAUGAUGAAGUGCUCACUGAUGCACAGGAUGCCGAUGACACCCAGUCAGCAGAAAGUAAGGAAGGAAGCGAAUCUGAGUCAGCAGAGGAAGACAUGGACGUCAGUGAGGCUGAGAAUCUUGAUGACCCAGUUGUUGACAACGAUGUGCUUGAAAGCAAGGAAGUGAUGCCAGAAGAGGAGGAAGCGAGUUCGCAAUCAGACAAUGAAGAAGCUGAGGAAUCAAAGGGCUUAAAAAGAAAGCGGGAGGAUCAAGCUGAUGAAUGCGGCCGCCUCGCUGAGUUUGCAACACCAUCGCCGUGCUUUCCUGCAUCAACGCAGUGACAGUGGGGGUGAGUUGGUUGCAACGCCUACACAGCUAGAUUGGGGAAGGCAAUCGCCUAAAUUGACCGACUGUGAGUGUACAGCUCGAGGGGAUGGCUGUGGGGAGGUAGCCGCGGGGAAAAGCAAUUGCUGUGCCGUUGUUAUGUUGAUUUUUCUGAAACUUGCGGCAGCGCCGUCCAUUUCUGUUCGGAAUGUAAUGCUUGUUUUGGUCUUGGCAGAAAUGAAUCAGGCAAUGCUGGCGCUUUUUGUUUGACGCAAUGCAGCAGUUUUUAUGUGAAGAGCGAUUAACAUUGAGCUGAAAUAUGCUGAGAUCAUGGUCUAAGGCUAACAAGUCUUCGGGGAGCUGACUGAGUUCGCAGGGGUUGACGCUGCUGGGUCAGUUUGACUAAUCAUUGGCCAUCAGUCAGAUCUGGAGUUGCUUCUGUCAUGGU
Messenger RNA from Durusdinium trenchii, 2139 nucleotides. The record is from the annotation of a GenBank genome assembly. Lineage: Eukaryota; Dinophyceae; Suessiales; Symbiodiniaceae.